This is a messenger RNA of Dioscorea cayenensis subsp. rotundata (Guinea yam), 2331 nucleotides long. RefSeq names its product zinc finger BED domain-containing protein RICESLEEPER 2-like. The record is from RefSeq and is a predicted model, not a curated record. Gene Ontology annotation, molecular function: DNA binding; protein dimerization activity. The coding region runs from base 1 to 2331 and encodes 776 amino acids. Lineage: Eukaryota; Viridiplantae; Streptophyta; Magnoliopsida; Dioscoreales; Dioscoreaceae. The transcript is spliced from 4 exons.
AUGAACGAUGUGCUUUGCUCUGCAAUUUCUAUCAGGGAACGGGGGAGAUUUGAAGCGCAGAGGUUGCGUUUCCGUCUCUGUGAGAAAAGACGGAAAGCUCAAAAACCCUCUCCUCCGAUCCUCGUCGUCUCCGUCUCCAAGAUCAAGAUCGGUUCCAGGCUUCAAUCAGUGGUUGUGACUUGCGAUUCUGGCGGCGAUCUCUUCAGGUAUAAUAUAUUUUCUCCAAUGGAUACUUCAUCUCCAAUUUCCAUGACUAAUCCACAAGAAGAUUGCUCUCCCAAUACCACUACCAAUGCCACCACCAAUACAACAACAACAACAUCAAAUACGAUAGAGCAAAGAGAGGAUGAUUGUGCAAUUCAAAGGAAGAAGAGGGCAAAGACAUCAACAAUGUGGGCUGAAUUUAAAAAUGUUGUUAGUGAUGGGUCAAAGAAGGCGGAGUGUGUUCAUUACAAGACUAAGCUUUCAAUACUUGCAAGUGGUUGUACAACUCAUCUUUCAAGGUAUUUGAAGAGUUGUUUGAUGAAAAAGAGGCAUAUGAAUAAUCAGCAAACAAUUAACUUCCAAGCAGUAGACAAGGGUUGUUAUAACACAAUCAUGUCAUCGGCAAUUAUGGAUGGAAAAUUGGACAUGAUGAAAAUGAGAGAAUCUGUUGCACAUUGGAUUCUUAUGCAUGAGCAUCCAUUUUCUGUCGUGGAGGAUGAAGGUCUUAACAUGAUGCAACAAAUGGGAAUGCCACAAUGGGAGAAGUUUUCUCGUGUCACAAGCAAGAAAGAUGGCAUGUUGGUGUAUGAAAAUGAGAAAAAGAAAUUAUUUUCAUUGUUGAAGAAUGUUAAUAAGAUCAGUUUAACAACAGAUAUGUGGUUGUCAUCACCUCAAAAAAUGGAGUACAUGGUUUUGACUGGACACUUUAUUGACAAUAAUUGGAAGUUACAAAAACGUGUUUUGAAUUUUGUCCAUCUUCCUCCUCCUCUCCGUGGUAUUGAUAUUGCUGAUAGUAUUUACAAAUGUUGCAAGGAAUGGGGAAUUGAGAACAAGGUCUACACUAUAUCAGUUGACAAUGCUACUAAGAAUGAUGUUGAAAUUAGAAAUUUGAAAGAUACCUUUUCAAGACACAAGAAGUUGCUUUGUGGGGGAAAAAUAUUUCAUGUUCGUUGCACAGCUCACAUCUUGAAUAUUAUGGUUCAGUAUGGCCUUGAAAAAACUGAGAGGAUCAUCAAAGACAUCCGUGAUAGUGUGAUCCACAUCAAACAUUCUGAGAAAAGGUUAAUCAUGUUUGCAGAGAUUGCACAACAAUUGCAAUUGCAUCAUAAAAAACUUGUGAUUGAUUGCAAAACAAGGUGGAAUUCGACCUAUGAUAUGUUAUUUACAGCACUACAAUUUAAAGAAGUAUUUCCAAAAUCAAGGAUCGUGAUUCCAUAUUUGAAUGUUGUCCAAAGCAAUGAGGAUUGGGAAAAGGCAGCAAAAGUUUGUGAAAUUCUUGAAGUUUUCAGUUCGAUUACCAAUAUUAUUUCUGGAAGUGAGUAUCCCACCUCAAACUUGUUUUUGAAUGAGGUUUAUCGUGUGAAAGUGUUGUUGGAUAGAAAAUAUCAAGAAAUCAUUGAUAAAGAUUACUUCAUUUUUGACAUGGUUACAAACAUGAAAAUUAUGUUUAACAAAUAUUGGGGUGAAUGCAAUUUGUUGAUGGCGAUCGGUGCUAUUUUAGAUCCAAGAUGCAAAAUGAGAGUUAUUGAAUUUUGCUUUCCUAAAAUGUAUACUCCACAUGAAGCACAUGCUUACAUUCUUGAUGUGAAGAAUUGCUUGUAUGAGCUUUAUAGUGAGUAUGUUGCUGAAUUUCAAUCCAAUGAUUGUGAAAACAGUGCUGAAAAUUUAACAAUUAUUGGGCCUAGUUGUGCAACUACUAUCAAUGGCCAAAAUUCUACCUCGGGAUGGUUUGAAUUUUCAGAGUUUGUGAAAACUGUUGAAACUAUUUCCCCACAAAAAUCAUAUUUAGAUAUUUAUCUUGAAGAGAGGUGUUAUAUCUAUGAAGGAGGUUCAAGUAAAUUUGAUGUUUUGGAGUGGUGGAAACCAAAUACUUUGAAAUAUUGUAUUUUGUCUAAGAUGGUCAGGGAUGUUCUUGCAAUACCCAUCACGACUGUAGCUUCCGAAGUCAUAUUUAGCGCUGGUGGAAGAAUUAUCAACUCAUAUCGUGCUUCAUUAGCUCCUAAAACUGUGCAAACUUUAAUAUGUGGAGGUGAUUGGUUGCGCUGUCUUUUUGGCAUUAAGAAAAAGAGCAAGAAAGAGAAUAAAGCUGAAGAAGUUGUUCUUCUUAUCAAUGUCAAUGAGUGUUAA